This is a messenger RNA of Folsomia candida, 3820 nucleotides long. RefSeq lists its product as uncharacterized. The record is from RefSeq and is a predicted model, not a curated record. The coding region runs from base 2040 to 3356 and encodes 438 amino acids. NCBI's taxonomy places the organism in Eukaryota, Metazoa, Arthropoda, Collembola, Entomobryomorpha, Isotomidae. The transcript is spliced from 6 exons.
AUGAACAAGAUUAAACAAACUCGAAAUGAAUGAAUUUGAGCAUUGUUAAUGGUCAAUUCUUGUUGCAAAGGUCAUGGAUAAGUGAUCAGGUAUAUUAGUAGCUGACUCGUAUCAAACAUGGAGACGGGAGUGGUGAUCGCCCUGAGUUGUGUUGGAGGUGUGGUUUUACUAUGCAUUUUUGGACUUGCAAUUUUCUUGUAUUUCCGGAGGUUACUUCAACAAAAGAGCGUUGGAAGUAAGGGUGAUAUCGAGUGUGAAAAUGUGGAUACCAGUUUGGAAGGAAUAACUCGGGUGGGCGUAUCCGGUGAUGUUACACUCCGCAUAAAUCAGCAGGUUCUUAGUCAUCAAGAGAAUUCAAAUAACUCAAAACCUUUAACAAUAACGAGGUCUACUUCUCAUUACGAUUAUCCUAAAAGUCCUAAAUUAUUUCCGUCCUCCCGACGCCCAGCCUCGUCUCCCGAAUCAUAUGAAACGGAUAAUAUUUAUGAAAAUAUUCAACCGAGACGAUCAGAUCCUAGCCCAUCAAAUGAUCAGUUUAUACCUAACUCCGAUACCACGCUAAAACUAGUAUCAGUGGCAACGGCGUCGGUGCUUAGUUAUAAAGAUGUCGUAUUUUCCGUUACAAGGGAAACCCCAACUACAGGACAACCUGAAAACCCAAAAAGUGUAUCUCCACCCACGGGUCAAUCAUACCGUAAUACCAAAGUUAGAAACCAACGCCACUCAAAUAGAAGCUUACAACACCGUCCUGGUUUUAAUUUCCCUUACAAAACAUUGGUUAUUGCGGCGGACGCCACACCGCGAAAUAUUGGAGGCUACGUUAUCAACCACUUUUCGAAGCGUGUAGAAUUUUACUCUGUCCCGGCUUCAAGAAUGCCAUGGAUACUUCGAAACACAACGCGUAGUGGAAACCCGACCGAGUUUGAAAUGAAAAAUUUGCUAUGUGCCUUACUCAUUUGGGAAGAAAAAAUUGUGAGGCAUAGAAAAGUUGCAAUUUUCACGGAUAACUCUGCCAUCAUUGGAAACAGUUUGUACGGAUCUCGAGUUCGCAGCUUUAUUCAUCAUUUGCAAAGUUGUAAACAAGUUUUGCAUGUGAAUCCACGGUGGACUUUUUUGAACUCGAAGGAGAGUCCGGAAGUUUUCAAUGAAUUUAUUGUGCCAGCAGAUCAUCUCUCGAGAUUGAAUGAACCCGAAUUUCGAGCUCAUAUCAUUUCCUAUCAUUAUGAUUUCCAUGAGGGAGAAAUUUCUCAAUCGAAUUUUAAUGCCAUUCGACAAAAAAUCAUGUAUUGGACAAGAAACACGUGUCGGAGCUGUGGAUUCCAUAUUCCACGCGCUGGAUCGUUAAAGAAAUCCAUGAUGCACUAAUUAUAAUUCAGUUGUACAUAUCAGAUCUGUAUUUCCAAAGAAUAUGAUAUUAUUUGAUAUAGAUACAAAUAUUCGGCUGUGAUUAAUCAGACAAGGAGUACACAACAAGCGUCGUUGCUUAUCUGGUGGCAUUGACUUUGUUCCGCAUGCAAAUGCACUCAAAAUGAACAAUGAAUCAAUACUUGUUGCUUUGCAGAAGUAAUGCUCUAUGUGAUGUCCGAUUUUGCACCCGCAAUGACCUGGACUUUCUACCUUCCAAUAAAUCGAAAUUUGUCAAAUUAUUGAAAUGAUGAUUUUUACACCUUUCAGUUCAAUGACAGAAUGUAUUUAUUGAUUUUGAGUUUACAUGCAGUGAAGUAAGGACUGAAAAAGAACAAUACAAAUAUGUAUACUGUGCACACCUGCGACAUAAUGUGAUAUUUCAUUAAUGUACAUAUUAUGUAGACAUUGCUGAUUAAAUCAAUAAGAUUGAUGUUUAUAAAUAGUAAGCUGUUGAGCUCUGCCUUAUCUUUCUUGAUAAGCACAGUCAAACAUCCUGUACAAUUAAUAUAGCUGAAUAUUAUUCCUGGUUACGUGAAAUAAAAAUUUCAUACUGGCAUUUGUGCAAGGCAAGAUUUGCAAAAUACUAACUUUCACCAGCAGCUCAACAAGUAAUAUGAAACAAAGUCAGCAUAAUGGACUACCAAAAUAUUAUAAUUGCUUCAGCAGUAACAGUAAUUAUAUUAACGUGCAUUUUAAUUUGCAUUAUUGUCAGCCGAAAAAAGCGUUGUAGAUGUUGUUCGUGGUCAGGAGAUGACGAUGGGAAUUUAAUUAUUGACCAUGAAUCAUCUCUGGGAAGUUGUUCGCCGGUGAGUAGACGAAGAACCAACGAUGCAGUGACCACGGAAGCCUUACCUUCGUCGAGUAACUUCACCAUCGAAAAUAUCGAACCUGAAGCUCGAAAGAAAUAUUAUCGCCCAACUUACGCCAAUUAUGCUCAUCGUAGCAGCAGCUUAUCAUCUCAUGUGUCUGAUGAAGUGACAUCACAACCACGACAGACAGGUUUACCCUCGGGUUCUCGUGCACCUGUCGUGUCGUUGAUCUCAAAUAAUGUGUAUCAUAACUCCGAAUAUAACUACCACCGUGAACAAUGUCGAGUUACUGUAGUCAAUGACUCUCGCCCCACUGACCACUACAAUUCCGGACCAUCUUCUACUCGCUACAACCUGUCCUCUCGUAAUCCUUCAACGAGUACAAAUAAGCUGACACCAACUUCAAUAAGGAAUCCAAAUUCUUGUAGAGUUUUAGGCGAAAAUUGUAUAAAUCGAAAUAAAAUUCGCAAACCGUGGAAUCAAAGGAAACAACUUCUUGGCCGUAAAGCUACCUUAUUAAGACAACCUUCUUCCAAUGAUGACCAGCUUAAGAACACAAAAUCUUUGAUAAUUGCUGUGGAUGCAACUCCAUUUCACAUUGGGGCCUAUUGUAUCGAUCCCUUUCAAGAAAUGGUUCACUACUACUCUGUGUCCUCCUCUAAAAUGCCGUGGACCCUUAAUGACAAAAAAGUUAAUGGGAAUUCGUCCGAAUUUGAGAUGAAAAAUCUCAUGUGCGCCCUCCUCAUUUGGGCCGAUCUGAUGGCGACGUAUAAGUUUGUGAGAAUAUACACGGACAAUUCUGCCAUAAAAGGAACCAAGUCACCGUAUGCAAAGCGGAUUCACAGAUUUUUACACCAUUUGGGAAAUUGUGAAAAUGCCGUUGUUCUUAACCCUUCUGAAAUAUUUUUGCAUUCGAAAACUGACCAGGAAAAAUUUCAGAAAUAUAUUAUUCCGGCGGAUCACCUCUCAAGAAGACGAGAAGACGAUUUCGCUAAGCAUUUUUACCAGAGUAAUUUGACCAUAAGAAAUUUUAAGCGGAUCAAUUUUUGGAGGGUUAAAAGACCAGUGGCAAAAUGGACAAGACAAACCUGUCACAAAUGUGGAUUUUACAUUGAACGAAGUGGAUCCUUCAAAAUAUGACAUGCUUGUCACAACAAAAAUUGGAGAUAGUAAAGAUCAACGUUCGUAUAACAUUCACUUACAAAUAACAAAGCGUAUAGAAAUUGAACACAGCGCAAAAUGAAAUUAUCAACACUCGGUUUACAAUAUAUACAAUGGAAAUCAUGGUAUUAUGAAAUAUUAAAAUUAAACACAAUUAUAAUUUACAGAAUUACGUAUUACGUUUACCCAUUUGGUAUCAUGUAUCUCAAAAUAUUUAUGGAUUUACACGUGCCUGUCACGUAACAGUAUGUAUUUACAUACAUACGUACUCAGGCUGCAGUGGUUCAAACGCAUGAAUCAGCAUUAUUUUUAUGGCAGUUAACUGAGAACCCAAAGCUGGAGCAAUUUCCACCUCACGUUACUUGAUUGACAGGUUAGAAAACGAAAAUGUUAACAUAUUCGUCUGCAAAUAAUAAAGUAAUACUUAUUUAUUGAGCAACACA